Perkinsus marinus ATCC 50983 is the source of this 1296-nucleotide messenger RNA. RefSeq names its product ankyrin repeat domain containing protein. The transcript is spliced from 14 exons. The record is from RefSeq and is a predicted model, not a curated record. NCBI's taxonomy places the organism in Eukaryota, Perkinsozoa, Perkinsida, Perkinsidae. Gene Ontology annotation, molecular function: protein binding. The coding region runs from base 1 to 1296 and encodes 431 amino acids.
AUGCAUUUCUUACCGCGGUUGCUAUUGAGUAAUAGGAGAUAUGUCUUCUCUCUAGGUGCACUCGCUAGGUCUCAAGUGAAGCCGUCUUUCGACAGGGUUGCCCAUACAAGGCAAUGGAGAGUUGAUUGGUAUCUCUCCACGGCUGGUGGAGGUUGGGGAGAUUUACACUUGGCGGCUGCCACCGGGAACCUGGACUUGGUAAAAUCCCUACUGGAGCAAGGGUACGACGUCAAUGAACGCAUUAUGGACCGAAGUACGCCACUCCAUCUGGCCGCCGCCAAUGGCUGGGUACUUGUCAUAGAGCAUCUCGUAGAGAACGGUGCCUCCCUGAACGCUGUCGAUAUUCAUGGUGCAACUCCUUUGCAUUAUGUGGCGACCUCUUGCGAUGCCUUACCGUUGAUGGAUAUGCUCAUUGCUCACGGUGCUAAUGUCAAUGCCCAGUCUGAUAGUGGGGAAACAGCGCUGUUCUCUGCUGUCAGAGGAGGCCAUUUGUACAAGGCUGAAUUCCUCCUUGAUAACGGGGCUGCAGUCGACAAGGAAGUUUGGGGGAGGACGGCACUCCACGAAGCAGUUCGAGUGGGCGCAGUAGACCUCAUGAGACUAUUGCUGAAGCAUGGCGCCAAUCCCAAUUUGAUAGCGAAAAAUGGUCAAACCGCCCUCCAUUUUGCUGCAGUGAACGGGCAUCCGGGCGCAGUAGAGCUUCUGGUAGAAGAGGGCGUUGAUCUUAACGCCGAGGACACCUUGGGCUGGUCAGCUCUACACUGGGCCGCAUACAAGGGCCACAGUAACAUCGUGGAUUUGCUGCUGGAACAUGGAGCUAACACAACUAAGCUCACAACGAGGGAGGGCGCCAGUCCUCUAAUAUGUGCGGUCGCUCGGCAGGACUGUGAUUCUACUGCUCGACUUGACAUUAUCCGUGCACUACUGAAACAUGGAGCGCAACCGAACGGACAGGACGGGGAUGGUGAGACUCCCCUUCAUUUUGCCGUGAGCUUCCUUGAAUACGACGUUGCACAAGUGUUGUUGGAGAAUGGCGCUGAUCCAACCAUCAGGACUCAUUACUCGAUCACUGUUGGCGAUAACAAUUUUGCAGCUGGGAGCACGCCUCUGCACUAUGCUCAUCAGCUCGGCGCUGAGAAUCUCAUCAGGCUGAUUGCUUCGUAUGCUGGAAGUUCCGAUAACAGUGAUUGGCAGUUCUCUUAUAGAACAAACCUAUGUGAUGUUAAUAUGAUGCGAGAUAGUAACGGUCAUACGCCUGUGCAAUUACACCCACGAUGGCCUUGCUAUAUGAUUUAA